This is a messenger RNA of Desarmillaria tabescens, 879 nucleotides long. RefSeq names its product Gti1/Pac2 family-domain-containing protein. The record is from RefSeq and is a predicted model, not a curated record. The coding region runs from base 1 to 879 and encodes 292 amino acids. Lineage: Eukaryota; Fungi; Basidiomycota; Agaricomycetes; Agaricales; Physalacriaceae. The transcript is spliced from 6 exons. Gene Ontology annotation, molecular function: DNA binding.
AUGUCUUUCGUGCCCCACUACAGCAAUAGCUCUGCGAAUCGAGCCUUGACGCAUCCGUCACUCCAUCUCCGGGACGCCCAUGACGCUCAAGUUAUUUUGGAAGCUGUCAGGAGAAACAUAUUACCACUUAUCAAACGGCGGCUUGUGGCUUCCGAAAGGGACCAACUGACUGCGGGGAACGUUUUCGUCUGGGAGGAAGCGGAAGAUGAGGGUGGCUUGCUUCGGUGGACGGAUGGACGGCGAUGGUCACAAAGUCGCAUGCGUGGCGACUACUUAUUUUACGAAGAAAAGGUGGAAACGACUCAAGAAGAACGAGACGCGAAGGCCGCGCGAAGAGCCCGGAGAGCCACAGAUCCGACUGCAGUCAUACCCCCUCCUACAAGACGGAAGGAUCGUCCCUCGAAGCCGAAUGGACUAACGAAGCAGACCUAUUCCGCUCUAGUCUAUCUUCCCGGCGCUAAAGAAGGGCGUAAAUGGCACGUCGUUGCAUAUUUCUCGGGAAACGACUAUUCUUCGCUCCCAGUCAUUGAAAACUACGAGAAUCUCCGUCGCAUUCAAGUUCCGAAGGGCGUUAUAAUGACGACUAAGACUGUGCCUCUGAGAACGGAUCGAUUCUCAUAUUAUUCCGACGACACCGAAGCUAACGACCAGGCAGGGCCUUCGAGGCACUCCGAUUAUGGCACUCAAAGCCCAGCUUCCCCGUCGACACCUUCAACGAUGUCCUUCACCUUUACUAUGGGAUAUCCUAGUCGUUCUCACACCCAUGAAAGAACAUCUUCUUCGUCCAGCCGUGGGGCUGUAGCCACAGUUCCAACAUCGUACACACCCUUAUCGUCAGAGGAUCGCCGAGUGUUGGACAAGUUUCGAAUUAGUUUAUGA